AUGUCCGUAGAGCGAAAGAGGCAAGAGCAGCUGGCCAUGAAUGAGGGGCCCAGAACCGCGUGUGCGCAGGCACAAAUGUUCCCAAACUCUCGACUGUGGUCGCUCAACGUCUGGGCGCGUCUCUCCAGAAUUGUCGAAUUGUCGAAUACCGGGGACGGCUCAGAUUUUGACACAGAUAGCGAUGGCUCCGAAGGGGAGGGCAGUGGCAGUUCUUCGAGCAUCAGCCAUUCACCCAUCCCCCAGAACAAAGCUGCUAAAGGGUGCGGUUACGGAAGCCGUAUCCACUGUAGAUCCCAAGAAGCCCUCGUCGUACGCGCGGAAAGGAUCCGAAGUUUGGUAUGGGAAGUCUCAGUCCUGACCAUGAUUUGGAUCAUGAUUCCAUGUUUCGGUAUCUUCAUCCUCACCCUCGUCCGUAUCCUCAUCCUCGUCCUCAUCCGUAUCCCCAUCCUCGUCCCGGGCCCGCCGGGCCCGGAGGAUUGUCUCGCUCGCCAUUACAGCCACAGCGUCUAG
Molecule: messenger RNA, 510 nt
Organism: Lasiosphaeria miniovina
Lineage: Eukaryota; Fungi; Ascomycota; Sordariomycetes; Sordariales; Lasiosphaeriaceae
Exons: 3
Coding region: 1-510 (169 amino acids)
Source: RefSeq, a predicted model, not a curated record